Molecule: messenger RNA, 1711 nt
Organism: Aegilops tauschii subsp. strangulata
Lineage: Eukaryota; Viridiplantae; Streptophyta; Magnoliopsida; Poales; Poaceae
Product: UDP-glycosyltransferase 91C1
Molecular function (GO): UDP-glucosyltransferase activity
Source: RefSeq, a predicted model, not a curated record
CAACUUUCAAGUGGUCGUUAGCGGUGGUAGCACAUCACGUGAUGCUUGCAUCCGUACCGAUAUAUCUUCAUAUACGAUCACCAUUCUCAUGCUGCUCCACCAGACCAGAAUCCAACACCUUGAUUAAUUUGGUUUUUCUCCGGCCUCCAUUGCCGAUGGGCUCAGCUCACGUCCAUAUGGAGGAAGCCGGCGGGCAGCUGGAGGUGGUUAUGUUCCCGUGGCUGGCGUUCGGGCACAUGCUCCCGUUCCUCGACCUCUCCAGGCGCCUCGCCGCCCGCGGCCACGACGUCGCCUUCGUCUCCACGCCGCGGAACAUCGCCAGGCUCCCGUCCGUGCCGCCGCACCUGUCAGGCCGCCUCCGGUUCGUGCCGCUGCCAAUGCCGCGCGUCGACGGGCUGCCGGAGGGCGCCGAGUCCACCGCCGACGUGCCGCCCGGGGAGGACGGGCUCCUUAAGAUGGCCAUGGACGGGCUCUCAGCCCCUCUCGCCGCAUUCCUCGCGGACGCCGUCGCCGCUGGCAGGAGGCCCGACUGGAUCGUCCAUGACUUCUGCCACCACUGGGUCCCGCCCAUCGCCGACGAGCACAAGGUACCCUGUGCAGUAUUCGAGAUCGUCCUCGCCGGCCUGGUCGCCUUUAUGGGAUCACGGGGGGCACACACGGCGCAUCCCCGCACGACGUUGGAGGACUUCACCGUUGCGCCCGGGUGGUAUCCCUUCCCUUCCACCGUGGCAUACCGUCGGCACGAGGCCGGGUGGCUCGCCGGCACUUUCCGGCCCAACGCGUCCGGCGUUCCCGACAUACAUCGAUUCUGGCAGAUGAACGAGCGUUGUCGCCUCGCCAUCUACCGCAGUUGCGACGAGGUCGAGCCCGGGAUGCUCGCCCUCCUCACCGACCUCUUCCAGAAGCCUUCCAUCCCCGCCGGGGUCCUGCUGCCGCCUCCCGACCUCGGCGGCGAUGACGGCGGUGUCCGCCCCGAUGUCAUGCGAUGGCUCGAUGACCAGCCCGCAAAGUCAGUCAUCUACGUAGCGCUCGGGAGUGAGGCGCCAGUGACGCUAAAGAACCUGCACGAGCUCGCGCUCGGGCUUGAGCUCGCCGGCGUGCGCUUCCUGUGGGCUCUCCGGACGCCCGGAGGCAUGUCCGACUCCGGCACCGGUGCGGACGACCGCGGCGUGCUGCCCGAUGGGUUCGAGGAGAGGACGCGUGGGCGUGGCAUGGUCGAGACUGGGUGGGUGCCGCAGGUGAGGGCGCUCGCGCACGGCGCGGUAGCCGCGUUCCUGACGCACUGCGGGUGGGGCUCCACCGUGGAGAGCUUCGCGUUCGGCCACCCGCUGGUGAUGCUCCCGUUCGUCGUCGACCAGCCGCUCGUCGCGCGGACCAUGGCGGAGAAGGGGGUCGGCGUGGAGGUGGCGAGGGACGAGGCCGACGGCUCGUUCGACAGGGACGGCGUUGCCGCGGCGGUGCGGCUCGUCAUGGUGGACGGCGAGGGGAAGGUGCUCGCGAGCAACGCCAAGAAGCUGCAGGAGGUUCUCGCCGAUCAGGAGCGGCAGGAACGGUACAUCGACGACGUUGUCAAGCACCUGAGACGUUACCACAUUUGUGUGUUGUGAAAUUAUCGAACACGAUUACUUGUGGUGCAUCAGUGGAUACAUGUUGACAACCGGAUGAGUCUGUAGUGUAAUCCAUACCACAAGUCGGGGUUAUUGAAUAAAAA